Messenger RNA from Panthera uncia (snow leopard), 671 nucleotides. RefSeq names its product ATP synthase F(0) complex subunit C2, mitochondrial-like. The record is from RefSeq and is a predicted model, not a curated record. Gene Ontology annotation, biological process: proton motive force-driven ATP synthesis; proton transmembrane transport. The transcript has a single exon. Bases 69 to 494 code for a protein of 141 amino acids. Lineage: Eukaryota; Metazoa; Chordata; Mammalia; Carnivora; Felidae. Gene Ontology annotation, molecular function: proton transmembrane transporter activity.
CAUUGAGCCCUCUCUGUCUUCUGUGCACUGGGAGCAGCUCUCCUGCCACAGCCCCUCAUCCCCUGAAAAUGUAUACCUGUGCAAAGUUCGUCUCCUCCCCCUUCUUGGUCAGGAGCACCUCUCAGCUGUUGAGCCGAUCACUGUCUGCAGUGGCACUAAAACCACCAGAGACACUGACAGAUGAGAGCCUCAGCAGCUGGGCAGCCCCACGUCCCCUGACCUCACUUAUUCCUAGCCGCGGUUUCCAAACCAGCGCUGCUUCAAGGGACAUCGACACAGCAGCCAAGUUCAUUGGGGCUGGGGCUGCCACAGUUGGGGUGGCUGGUUCUGGGGCUGGAAUUGGGACUGUGUUUGGGAGCCUCAUCAUUGGUUAUGCCAGGAACCCCUCUCUGAAGCAGCAGCUCUUCUCCUACGCCAUUCUGGGCUUUGCUCUCUCGGAGGCCAUGGGGCUAUUUUGCCUGAUGGUGGCCUUUCUCAUCCUCUUCGCCAUGUGAAGGAGCCGUCUCCACCUCCCAUAGGUCUUUUUCCCGUGUCAUGUCUGCCCUGUAUGUUCCUUUUCCUAUACCUCCCCAGGCAGCCUGGGGAAAAUGGUUGGCUCAGGGUUUGACAGAGGGAAGACAAAUAAAUACUGUAUUAAUAAAAAAAAAAAAAAAAAAAAAAAAAAAAAAGAA